AAAUAAAGAUUAACACAUCAAAAUAUGUAUAAAUACCGUGGAAAUCGCUAUGUUCAGUAUCAGUAUCUCUUCAUCCAUAGAGUUAGUGUCAGUUGAAUAACUAUUGAUAAUCAUGAAGAAUUUUACCUUAGCAAUUCUUGUUAUUACCUUUAUAGUCACGGUACUUGGGAAUAACAACCCAGAUCCGCCUACUCAACCUGCGCGUAUUCGCCGUGAAGCUGAACCGGAAGCUGAACCGGGCAAUAAUCGUCCAGUAUAUAUUCCACCUCCAAGACCACCUCAUCCCCGUCGUAAAGCUGCCCCCGGCAAUAAUCGUCCAGUAUAUAUUCCACAGCCAAGACCACCUCAUCCCCGUCGUAAAGCUGCCCCCGGCAAUAAUCGUCCAGUAUAUAUUCCACAGCCAAGACCACCUCAUCCGCGUCUUCGUCGUAAAGCUGAACCCGGCAAUAAUCGUCCAGUAUAUAUUCCACAACCAAGACCACCUCAUCCGCGAAUCUAAUUUAUGAAGAAUAUGAAGCAGUUGACAUGAAAUAUCAAAUAUUUAAUAAAAUAUUUUUAAUCAAUUCAUUAUAAAAUAUUGUAUUUAAUGUAAUAUAAUUUUAAAAUAAAAUUGAUUUUAUUAUUAUAAAAU
This is a messenger RNA of Apis dorsata (giant honeybee), 631 nucleotides long. Its product is annotated as apidaecins type 22-like. NCBI's taxonomy places the organism in Eukaryota, Metazoa, Arthropoda, Insecta, Hymenoptera, Apidae. The record is from RefSeq and is a predicted model, not a curated record. The coding region runs from base 113 to 499 and encodes 128 amino acids. The transcript is spliced from 7 exons.